Messenger RNA from Bradysia coprophila, 2020 nucleotides. RefSeq lists its product as uncharacterized. NCBI's taxonomy places the organism in Eukaryota, Metazoa, Arthropoda, Insecta, Diptera, Sciaridae. The record is from RefSeq and is a predicted model, not a curated record.
UAGAUUUUGCCUGCGUAAACUUUACGAACAGGAGGGACUGUUUAUCACGAAAUUAUUAUGUUGCGAACGCCACGUAAAAAUUUAUUUUGUUUACAUUUUCACGAUAACAUCAGCCGCAACUGAUUGUUCUUUUUUUAGGCAAAGGCUUAUUGUCUGUUGCUGCACGUGUCCUUAGAUCCUUAAAACAUUUACAGUUUCUUUUUUCGGUUUGUUCAGUACAGGACCUUAUGCUGGCCUAACAUCAGGCUAAAAACAUUUUGAAAAAUUUCCGUUGAUACUGCUCAAUGUCGAAGCUAUUUUUGGUUAACGGCAUCAACAUUCCUCUGUAUUUCAAGUUUAGUACAAUACUUGCUAAAGAGAAUUUAUCAGCGGACAAACUGCUUACGUUAGAAAAUUGGAUGCAAAUAUUCGACGAACUAAACCCGUUGCUAGCCAGCGAUCCAAGCACUUUACGAAAAAGUAAAACAUUUGAAAUGGAUAGUGGUCGACUGAGCGUAAAGGCACGAUGGGUUAAAAUAAGCGAUUCGUCUGACGUGGGAGCUCACAUUGUAAAAAUCCUAAAUUUAAGUUCGUCAGGCGUCGGAAAAUAUUUCCUGAAAAUUGAUGUCAAACUAAGUUCGUACCUCGAACGGAUCGCAUCCGAAUUGGAACAGAAAAGUAAAUCCCUUGACAUAAAAGAGACUUCCAAAGAAGCCGGCCAUGAUAGGCUCAAUAACUUGAAACAUAAGAAAUCGAAUAAUCGAAAAAUUUCCGACAUGUUGCCAAAGAUUAAAAAAGAAAAGGACGAUCCUCCAGCUGUGUUGGACGAUACUGCCAUUUUAUAUAAUCUCGAAGAACCGAAUGCUGACGAUUUGAACAAGGUGGAAGAAUACAUUCCAUUACCGAAGCCAACAGCUUCUGAUACAGCUUUCACGACGACUGAUACAGUUCCGACUUACACUCCAGAGAAAUGUGUUCCAACCGAACUGAAUGUCCAUUCCGAAUACUCACCAACUUUGUUGCAAGCAGAGAAAUCACCACACGAAAGUGAUUUAUAUGAUCCGACUGCUGCCUCACCUCCUAUCACUGCCACUUAUAAUCCAGAAAAGAAAUUAUCUCAAAAUGUAAUGAACAAACUUGAAUCCGAAUACUUACCAACCUGCCGAAUCGACACACCAAUCAAAGAAGAGUUGGUGUACAAGCCGACAUCAAAGCGGAAUAAACCGUUCGACAAUGAAAAAACGACAACAAUUUUGAACAAAAGCAAGGAAUUAUUUGGUUCCAGCGAUGAGGCCUCUAACGAUGAGAAAGAAAGAGUUUCAUCGAGCUCCCACAGAAUCAAGAGAAAAAUGGAUUUGUCACCGAGACGGGAAAAGACAUCCAGCAAAGGGAAGGAUAGAGAGAAGACAAAAUCCAAAAAGAAGAAAGUACACGAUGAGGUCAAGCAGGAAUGCAAAACCGAAGAUGGUGAUAUUAGUAUAAGAAAUUUAAUGACGGACCCACUUGACGCUGUUUUGGAAACUUAUCCGGAACAUGAACCAUAUUUGACGGGAUUGUAUAAGACCCAUGUCAAAGAAUUGAAAAGAAGCUACAGACCAAUUGACUUUCCCGAUAUGCUUGCACUGGAUAUUGUCUCAACUCCACAAUUCACGGCAAUGGUGGACUUUUUGGAGAAGACAUUAGUGCGCAAUGCUGAAGAGGAACACAACUACUCGGACAUUAUAUUUGAUUUACUGAUACCAGAGUGGGCACUUGCAAUCUUCUGCAAACGAUUCCAUUGUACCAGAUCCGAAGCACUGGAACGUUUGCGAUUACAAACAGUGGUUCUGAGCCAGAAUUCCCAAUUAUAAUUCAGUUCCUGUCGGAAGUUUCCUUUUUUUUUUUUGUUAAUUUUUCUUUUCGAUUUUGCAACAAUUCACCGAGUUGACUUAAUGUUGUUGUACUUAAAUGAAAAUUGAGACUUAAAAGACAAUUUACUAUGAAGAUGAAAAUGUUAAUUUAUCGAGAGUAUUUACUUUGACGAUUAAAAAUUGUUUAGAAA